Messenger RNA from Fusarium vanettenii 77-13-4, 3450 nucleotides. RefSeq lists its product as uncharacterized. The transcript is spliced from 8 exons. Lineage: Eukaryota; Fungi; Ascomycota; Sordariomycetes; Hypocreales; Nectriaceae. The record is from RefSeq and is a predicted model, not a curated record. Gene Ontology annotation, molecular function: basic amino acid transmembrane transporter activity; hexokinase activity; ATP binding. Gene Ontology annotation, cellular component: fungal-type vacuole membrane. Gene Ontology annotation, biological process: basic amino acid transport; transmembrane transport; intracellular glucose homeostasis. Bases 1 to 3450 code for a protein of 1149 amino acids.
AUGGCACCCGCGAAAACAUCGUCCAUCGAGGACUUUCUGGAACCUCUCUCGGUGGACAUUGACAAGAUCCAUUCGCUGUCUCAACGUUUUUUGGUGGCCUUUGAGAAGCUUGCGUCAGAUUCGCAAAACCAAGGAGGCACAAAUUUGAGAGUUGGCUUCGUCGAACUCGGGACGUCCUCGUCAGACAAUACAGAUGGUCAUGCUGUCAAUGGAUCAGACACUCGCACCGGAUUGCACAGAUAUGUGAAGCGUCUGCUGGAACGGUCGUGGCCCAUCGACGAGCACCUCAAGAACGAGAACCCCGACAGCCUCUUCCUCUGGAUUGGCAAGUGCAUCGCAGAGGUGGUCCACGAUGGCUGUAAGACGUUGCGUCUGCCGCUCGACCAGGCCAUGCCGCUGGGUGUGACGUUUAGCUUCCCCAUGGUGCAGCACUCUCUGUCCGAGGCCACCCUCAUGUCCAUGGGCAAGGGGUUCGCCAUCUCUGCUGACUUGGACCUUGGUGAUCGCCUCACCGACGGAUAUAACCGUGCGAAACCGUCGGAGCUGCCGCCCAUCCGCGUCGAGGCCAUCGCCAACGAUUCAGUGUCGACACUCGUCUCGUUCAUCUUCAACUUUGACGAGGCUGUUAACCGAAGAGCCUCGAUGGGCCUGAUCCUCGGAACGGGCUGCAACGCCACCAUCCCGCUCAAGGUGAGCCAACUGCAUCCUAGCAAACGCCCGCGAAGCGUUGUGACCCGGCCGGAGGAGCGAGCAGAGGACGUCAAGAUCGCCAUCAACACCGAGUGGAGCAUCAACGGGACGGCGCCUCCGCUGCACGAGGUGGGCUUGGUGAGCGCAUGGGACAAGGUGCUCGACUCGCAGAACGAGCUGCCCGGGUUCCAGCCGCUCGAGUACAUGACGGCGGGGAGGUACUUGGGCGAGCUCGGGCGCAUCAUGCUGGUCGACUACAUGACGAAGCACCUGGGCAUCGCGGCGGAGACGCUGCCUGAGAAGCUGCUGCGGCGGCACGGUCUCACAACCACGUUCCUGAGUCACUUCAAGCCGCUCCGGCCAUCGGUCCUGCUCGCCGGUCUGCGGGAGGAAUUCCCCGAGUCAUCGGGCUCGCCGCCAUUCACGUGGACCGAAGAACUCGCCAGCGCCCUUUACCAGAUUGCAAAGGCCAUAGAAGUCCGCGCAGCUGGCAUAGUGGCGGCCGCGACGUUGGCGUUGCUUACGCUGGCGGGGGAAGUUCCAGCAGAGGGAUCCGACGUCCUGCAGCAGGAUCACGAACUGGGAGUCGGGUACACGGGCGGAUGCAUCGUGCACUUUCAAGACUACCUCGAGGACUGCCAGGAGUUUCUGGACCAGCUGGUGAGGAAACGGUUCAACGGGCAGAAGACGGUUCGAGUGCCUCCCCGCCCCCGAUGGUCGCGCCGAACCCGCCGUGGGCUUUGCGGGGCUAAAUCUAAGCUGCAAGCGCGGGUUGCCUGCAAGUGCGCAACCCCCGGGAAAAGUCUGCGAUCACGACAACGGCGAACCUCCUCCGUCCCGGGCACGGCUCCCCUAUCGGAUGCGGGCCGCUUCCCCGUUCCGGUGCCGGUCCCCGCGCGCGGCCGGACCAACAGCGACAACGACGAUGACCAAGACGACGAGGUUGUUGAUCCAAGCGAGUUUCAGGCUCUCUCGAGGUCGUUGACCACGGGAGGUCAUUUUCUACAGCCAGAGUCUAUGGAGAGUGCUAUGCUUAGGCCUAACCCUAACCCUGUAAUUCAUCGUGAAGAUGGGGAGGCGUUUUACACGGAUGACGAGGAGGAUGAAGAAGAGGAAGAUGAUGGGGAUGUGCCUCAUGAAGAGUCUCCUCUAAUACAUCGACGUCACUCAAUUACAGGUCGAUCUAUAGCAUCAAUCGCAACCAAUGGAACAACCGCCUCGUCCCCCUUCCUCAACGGCACAUCAACAACAAGAUUCUGGUUCAUCUUUUCACAGAUCCUAGCAGCCUACUUUAUAUCCUGCUUCGACGGCACAAUCAUGGCGUCGUCGCACCCGGUCAUCACGUCGUACUUUGGCGCCUCCAACUCUGCCUCGUGGCUCUCGACUGCCUUUUUGCUCACCUCGUCGGCGUUCCAGCCUCUGCUGGGCCGUCUUUCGGAUGCUGUUGGCCGCAAGCCGCUGUUUGUCGGUUGUCUGGGUGUUUUUGCUGUUGCUACUACUUGGUGUGCUCUUGCGGGGAGUAUUGAGAGUUUUAUUGUUGGUAGGGCGUUUUGUGGUCUUGGUGCUGGUGGUGUCAUGACACUUGGUAGUAUCAUCGUGAGCGAUCUCGUACCUAUCGAAGACCGAGGUGCCUACCAGUCCUACAUCAACAUGAACUACGGCGUCGGUUCAGCCCUAGGCGCUGCAACAGGAGGUGCCAUGGCCGACUACUUUGGCUGGCGGUGGGAGUUUGGCGUCCAGGUUCCUCCGCUGCUUCUGUGCAUGGUGGUUGCCUGGAUCGCCAUCCCGGAUGAUCUUGGCAUCGAGGGGGAGAGGAAGGGUGUGUGGCAGGCUCUCAAGGAGUUUGAUGCAAAGGGAUCUCUGCUGCUGACUACUUCUAUUACUUUUGUGAUUCUUGGAUUGAAUCUUGGAGGCAACGUUCUGCCAUGGUCUCACCCCUUUGUCAUUGCCUCGCUCGUCAUCUUUGCCGUCGUCUUCCCGACCUUCCUCUGGGUAGAAUCAUGGGUUCACAAGCCCAUCAUGCCUCUCUACCUCAUCCGCCACGCCCCCAGAGCGAACCUCAUCUUCUCCAAUGUCAUUGCAGCGCUGCUUGCCAACUCGAUCCUGUUCAACAUCCCCCUGUACUUCCAGGCCGUCCUCCUUACCAGUGCCACUUCAUCUGGCCUCCGUCUUAUCAUCCCGACCGUCGCGUCCUCUUUCACAGGUACUCUUGUCGGGUUCGCUGUAACCUGGACCGGCCGCCUCAAGUGGCCCGUCAUGAGCGGCACUAUCUGCAUCCUCAUCGGGACCAUCGGCCUCUCAGCCCUGCGCCGGGACCUCCCCUCCCCCGUCUACCUCCUCAUCCUACUCCCCUCGUCCAUCGGCCAGGGCUUCCAGUUCCCCGGUACCUUCAUGGCUAUUCUUGCCGCAUCUGCCCAGACUGAGCAGGCCGUCGUCACAAGCACGCUCAUGCUAUGGCGCAGCCUGGGUAUGGUCCUUGGUGUUGCGAGCAGUAGUCUGGUCGUCCAGAACGCCCUGCUGCAUUACCUCAACGUCUUUGUCCAAGGCGACGAGCGCGAAGACGUGAUACGCCGCGUGAGGGCUUCAGUCGAGGAGGUUUUGAAGCUGGAACCCCAUUAUCGCGAGCAGGUUGUCAAGAGUUACGAGGCAGCUUUGAGACUGACUUUUGUCUGCUGUACCUUCUUUGCCCUGCUCUCGGUGCUGUUGGUUCUCCCCAUCAAGCUUCCUCGUCUUGGUGUUAGAAAGCACAGAUCUAGGUAG